UAAUUGACUUUUCGUCAGUGAAGUUAUUGAACCAACUAACGUAACGCGAGAGAUAAGCGAUUUGCAAGCCUCCCCUCCCCAGCUAUGCAACUCGAGUUAGCUAUCUGACUGACUUACUUUAGCCCAGCCUCUACUGAUGCCCGUUCGUCAACAACCCUGUUUCAAGCAAAAUGGCCGAUAGUAAGGGGAGUAGAAGCAACCACAUCGUAGUAAGGAACACAAGAUAUCUUCAUUCCCAGGUCGAAGGAAAAUAGGAGUCUUUUUCUCUAGUUGAGCCGUCAACUAGAGAGGAUUACCACGGAAGGGAAUAGCGGUUCAUGGAAGACAAUAAUAUCAAGACAGAGGAAAAUAAGAUAUGGGAAGGUUCCCAAAAGGGCACGGAGCAGAAUAAUAAAGAGUCAAGCCAGCCCACAGCCACAGAGACCACAAGCCUCGAGACCCACCCCAGUACCCCCACACCUCCACCCCCCGAGUCCCCCUGUCCUGCCCCCGGGGCACCCCCCGAGCCCCCCUGUCCUGCCCCCGGGGCUUCAGGUGGCCCCCCUCCGGGUGGGAACAAUGCAAAGUGGGCAGCUGUGGCCAACGGACAGCCCCCCGCCACAUCCAGUCCGCCACAGCGCUACAUGCCCCGCGAAGUGCCCCCACGAUUCCGUUGCCAGCAGGACCACAAAGUGCUUCUGAAGAGGGGCCAGCCGCCACUUUCCUGCAUGCUGCUCGGCGGAGGUAACGGCGGGGAAGGCACGCCCCCCCUCUCUUGCGGAGAUGGCCCCGAGUCAAACACAGCUGGAGCCUCAGACGCUGGCUCAGGCUCGGGCUCAUCUCCCCCUCCCUUGUCCACCCCAGCAGCCACCACCCCCACGGCGGCUUCUGAACCUUCCAGUUAUGCAAAUCCAAACUCGGGGGAGGGCUCUGGCGACCAGCCCUGUUCUGUGGAGGCAGAUGCGGACAAGGUGAUCGCGGACCCCGCUACCGCCGCCGCUGCAACCACCAAGCCAGGAGAAUGGCCCAGCGUUGUGGAGGCAGCCCUGAGCGUCACGCCAGAGACGGACAACCACCGAGCCCAGAGUGCCUCUUGCGGAGACGGGUGCCUGCAGCAGCCACAGCAGCAGCAGGACAACGAGAACGAGAAGGAGGAGAUGGAGGAGCAGGAGAGACUGUUGCAGGAGGUGUUUGGAGGAUCAGAGGCGGCUGUGGAGGGUGAAGGCGGCGAGCCUGGUAGCGGUGUACCCUCUACCUUGGCAUCGUCACCUAGCGAAUGCCCCCAAUCCGCUGGGUCGACGAUGUGGCUGUCCUCCUCUUCUCAGGCCGAAAACGCGGAAUCCAUUGAAGGUACAGCACAGUCACAGUCUCCCCCCGCCGCCACCCCCACCACAACUGUCGUCGUGUCCAAAGGCUCCCUCCCUCCUCCCCCUGAAAAUCAAGAAAGUUUACUCGGCAUCAGUAGUACCAGUGGUAGCAGCGGUGAGGUGUCUGGUGCCAACUCCAAUCCAAAUUGCAAUUCCUCAGCCUGGCCUGCCUUGGCGCUGGAUGAGACGAGAGAGAGGGCUACCGCCGCUGCCACUGCUGCAGCUGUCGUGGAGGCGAACGCGCCCUUAUCUCCCUCGAGUCCAGUUUCCUCCACGUCAGACAAUGCCCUCGCCGCUUCUCUUCCUCCUGCUCCUCCUCCAACCUCUCUGGCCAACCAGGAGCUCCAGGAACAGCUCUCUGCGGAUGGUGGCGGCGAGCGUCUGCUCUCUCCGUGGGAUAAUCAGGGGUCAGAGGCGAAAACGGGACCAAAUACAGGGGCAGCGGGAGUGGGAGUGUUGGGCAAUGAUGGUGACGACAUGGACUCCAGGAUUCCAGGGGGCGCCGUGGAGAACCUCUCCACCACCGCCUCAUCAUUUUCUGCCAGGUCUUCGGCUUCAUCAUCUUCCUCCUCCUCCUCCUCUUCUUCAGCUGCCGCCUCUUGGAAAAGUUCGCCGCAGCAGCAGCCGACUAUUGCUCUUCCUCUCAUCCCCUCGUCCAACAACCCCAGCAACACCGGUGCCUCCAGGGCUGACUCGUGGGGCAUGGGGAUGGGAGGUGUGGGGAGCAGCGGCAGCAGCGGUGGUGGAGGUGGUGUUUGGGGCUCCACCAAUGAAAAGGGAGGACUGGGACAGGGACAGGGACAGGAGCAGGCGAGUGAAGGCUGGGGUGCAGUGCUGGGCGGUGCCGGCGAGGGCAGCUAUAGUGGUGGUAUGACCCACGGGGUCUCUCAGGGAGGAGGUUGGGACAUGGAGGUCGGUGGUGUGGGUGUGGGUGGUGACGCUGGCGCUGACACGGACGCGCUGGCGUCCGCUGGACACCACUGCAGCUCAGCCGGCGACAGCGUCACAGCAGGAGCAGGGGGAGGCGCCGGGGACGGCAGCGGCAACAAUAGCUGCGGCGGCAGCGUCAUCAGCGGAGGCGGCGAGGACGGCAGCCUGUCACAGGACUCGCACAGCUCGCUCACCGAUGCCAGCGCCGUCACCAGCGGCGACGCCGCAGCAGCAGACAAAGCAGAGGAUAAUCAGAAAGGGGACAGGGAAGCAUCAGCGGGGGUGUUUACAGGUCAAGAGGAAAGCAGCAGCAGCAGCAGUGGCGGGGGGGGAGAGGACUCGUCUGCAUCCGUGUCCGGCGACACUCUGCAGCACCAAGACCACGACCAGGCCCAGGGCACCGCCUCCGAAUCCGGGCCCCAGACACCCGGCAGCGGUGGUACCGCAGGCCCAACCGCGGCCAUACAGAACAUGCUCGGCCGGGGAGACCUGGAUCCCAGGGUGCUGUGCAACACGGGCUGGGGCCAGACCCAGAUCAGGCAGAACGUGGCCUGGGACCUGGAAGCGGAGGAGGCGGCGGCAGGCGGGAACCGAGGGAACCGCUCGUCAUUUCGUGCUGCUGCCAGCAGGCCUUCUGGAUACCCUGGCGGCGCCGGCGGUACCGAUCCGGACCCCGUAAACGCUUCGCAGCGGUUUGGCAUGGGGCACAUGAAAGACCAGGGCUGGCACGACGUUAACCCUUCGCGAGGAGGGCCUCCGCCACCGCAGGACUCCCCGGCUCAGAAGACUGCGAUGGAAGGAGUUCACCACCAGGGACGAAUGACCAGGGACUUCAGCGGCAGAGGAGAUGGUGGCGGUUACGGUGGUGGGAUGGAGAGCCAGGGAAAAGGAUGGGGGAGCAAAGACGAUUCCGACUGGGGGGGAGAGGCUAAAAGGGACGAGCGUGACGGAGGAGCUGGGGAGUGGGGCACCUUUGGAGAACAGGGUAGCAGCAGCAGCAGCGGCGGUGCGAAAGGAAGCAGUGGCUGGGGAGACGCGGCACAGGAAGAGAAAGGGACCGGCGGCUGGAAGGAGCUGUCCAUGGGCACCGGGGACUGGCGGCAGAACCAGCCUGGCGGCAACGGCGGCGGCAGCUCCUGGAAGGACAGUAAGGGAAGCGGAGGAGGAGACGAGGGAUCGUGGUCCAACUGGGACGAAGGAAGGCCAAAGAAGAGUUGGGGAUCAGGCGGCGGUGGUGGUGGUGGUGGUGGUGGUGAUGUCAAGCCUUAUCAAGGCUGGGGCGCGAAGCCCAUGACGACCAACCAGCCACCAGUCGCGAUGAAAGGCCCAAAUCAGCAGCAACAAUCACAGGCUCCUCAGCCCCCGCAGCAGCAGCAGCUUCGCUCGGACCCGAGGGCCAUGCAGCAGGAAGGCAGGGGGAGAGCCGGAGGAACCGGGCCCCCUGCCGCCCCGCACCAUAACCAGAACCAAAGCUCCGGCAGCAGCGGCUGGACAUCCGGGCCCAUCCCCCAGGUGGCGCCCGCCAGUGAGCCCAGCGGCUGGGAGGAGCCCUCGCCGCAGUCCAUCAGCCGCAAGAUGGAGAUCGACGACGGCACGUCGGCCUGGGGGGACCCCACCUGCUACAACACCAAGAGCGUCAACCUGUGGGACAAGAACAGCAACCAGGGGGGGCAGGGCCAGGGGGGCGGGGGGCAGCCGCCGCCGCCGAAGCCCAUGCAGCCCCCUCCGCCAUCGCAGCAGCCGGCCAUGGGCAGGCCGCCCGGACCACCACCACCCAUGAACCGCGACCCAAACAUGGGCAAAGCACCUUCCAUGUGGGGAGUGGGCAGGGGUCCACCCGACCACUCUGUGGAUAACGGCACCUCCGCCUGGGGCAAAGGCCCAGAGGCCUCCAGCAGCUGGGGAGAACCAGACGACCCCGGCAAAGGGGGAGGAGGCUGGGGAGGACGCUCCCCCAAUCCAAUAAAAUCUGGAUCGAAGACUAUGCAAGAAGGCUGGGGCGAGAUGGACAGCUCCAUGGGCACAUCUCGCCACGCCAGCUGGGAAGAGGAAGACGAGGGCUCCAACAUGUGGAACAGCAGCGGCCCCCAGGGAAACAGCGCCCCCUACGGCUCUGGAGGCUGGGGACACGCCAACAAAAGAGGCAACAAUAAGGGUGGCAUGAAGGGUGACUCGUGGAUGAAUCCAGUGAAUCGGCAGUUCUCUAAUAUGGGCAUGAUGGAUGAUGACCUCCAGGACAAAAGGAUGGAUGGAGAUAAGAGGGGGAUGAGUGACUACAACGGAGAGAUGCGGAAAGGAAGAGGCGGCGGAGGAGUUUUCCGAACCCCGGGCUCCAAGGAGGUCGGAGCUGGAGAGGCGGGGCCUUACUAUGACAAGAUGGGAGGCCAUGGUGUGUUUGGGGGAAGUGGGGGAAUGCCUCCACUCAGAGGGAUGCACCCCAUCAACACCCCCCAGGGGCUCCGUGCACAAGUGCCUCCGCAGUUCUUGUCCCCUCAGGUUCCAGGCUCCAUGCUUAAGCAGAUGCCCCCUCCCACUGGUAACCUGGUGGGGGGCAUUGGGGGCGUGCCAGGGGGCGUCUUCACCCCGCAGCUCUCCCCGCAGCACCUGGCCAUGCUGAGCGGCAUCCACCCUCAUAUGCAGCAGAUCCUGGCUUGCCAGUUGCUCCUGCAGCAGCAGCAGCAACAGCAGCAGCUUCUGCAGAACCAGAGGAAGUUCCCCCAGCCGAUGCGGCAGCAGCCAGACCCACAGCAGCUGGCUAGAAUCAUGGCAGUUCUCCAGCAGCAGAGGCAGCAGCAACAGCAGCAGGGUGUUGGCGGUAUGGGGAGCGUGGGCUCCAAGAUGUCCCCCUCCCACCUGGGGGGAGCCCCAUCCAAGCACCCCAUACCCGAACACCUCCAGCAUCCUGGAGUCCUGGGGGGCACCCUGGCUGAACUGCAAGCCAAAGCGCAGGGGGGAUACCCAGGUUUCGGCUCUGCGGGGGGUAACUUGUCGGGGCUGGAGCUGGGUGCCAUGGUGGGGGCUCCGGGGACCGUCAAGGAUCCCGUGGGGCCGCAGUCCCGCUUCAAGUGGAUGAUGGAGGGCCACAACACCGCUCCCUCUCCCCCCGAUCCCAACAUGCAUAAGAACGGUCCCUUACCUACGCCAGGUAAACCUUUUGGCAGCACCCCUUACGCGCAGUACGAUCUGCUGGGAGGCGACGGCUCGGGCAUGGCCUCUCAAGUCCUCUCGGACGGCUGGCAGCGGAGCCCUGGCAUCGGGCAGGGGGGGCCGAUCAUCGGCACCUCCACCUGGCCUCCUGAGUUCCAGCCGGGAGUGCCCUGGAAGGGCAUCCAGAGUGCCGACCCCGAGUCUGACCCCUACAUGACCCCAGGAGGUGUUCUCACCCCCCACGAUCCGCCUAAUCUCAGUGACACGGACCACCAGUUACUGCGAGAUGAUACAGGCUCGAACCCUGCCCUCAACACCUUGCUGCCUUCACACGGUGCCUGGCCCUACAGUGCCUCAGAAAGCCCCCUCCCUAAUGCACACAGCUCAGCCAAGUACUCUGAGUACAAAUCUAGCUGGCCCCUUGAACCAAUCGGACACAGCAAAUCCUGGAAAACCAAUCGCAACAGCUCUCAGCCGUCGAGGCCUCCCCCUGGACUAACCAAUCAGAAGCAGGGCAUGGCGUCACCGUGGCCCACAGGGGGACCGCGAUUGGCUAGAGGAGGCUGGGGAGGAGGAAGCAGCCAAGACACGAGAUUCGAGUCGGACUCUGCAUGGAGUGAUGGCACGGCCCCCAGAGGAAGCUGCUGGCUGCUGCUUAGCAACCUAACCCCCCAGAUCGACGGCUCCACUCUGCGUACCAUCUGCAUGCAGCACGGCCCCCUGCUGACCUUCCACCUGGGCCUCACCCAGGGCAGCGCUCUGAUACGCUACAGCACCCCACAGGAGGCCGCCAAGGCACAGAGCGCCCUGCACAUGUGCGUUUUGGGCAACACCACCAUCCUGGCCGAGUUUGUGAGUGAAGAGGAUGUGGCGCGAUACUUCGCACAUUCCCAGGCUGUGGCAGCGGCUGGCGGCGCGGGUGGUGCUGCUGGCAGUGGCGUUGGCGUUGGCGUGACUGUGGCAGGGGGCAUGGGCGUAGCCCCGGGCUCCACGGCGCCGGGCACCCCGGGGUCCAGUGGCGUCGUGGUCGGAGCGGGGGCCGUGGCCGGAGGUGGCGGUGCCGGGGCCCGUAAGCCGGGCGGCGAGCGGGAGCGGGGCAGAGGGUCUCUGCCUGGCGGUGGCGGCAGCAGCAACGGUGCGGAGGCUGGUGUCGUGGGCAGCGGCGGCGCGGGUCCCGCCACCCCCGGCGGCUGGCAGAGCCUGGACGUGGCCGGCUCCCCUCUGGACGUGUCCUCGCCACAGGGGUCCGGGCUGGGCAUCUUCGCCCAGUGGAGCACCAACGGGGCUGGGGAAGGGGAGGGCGACGGAGUGGGCAUCGGGGCAGGGACUGGGGUGGUGGUGGAGCCGGGAAGGGGCGGGCUCUGGGGGGGUCGUGACCCCUGGGUGCCCCAGCAGUAGCAGUGGUGGCAGUGGACUAAGGGACGGACACACUCAUACACACACACACACGCGUGCGCGCGCCACCACCACCACCCACAUCACGUCAGCAGCCCUGGUGACUACUGCCAGGUGUGACCUGCUGUGGUGGGGUGCUCACAAGACAAGACACACACACGUACACACACACACACACACACACACCACACCGUUGAUACACUGGGUGAAGCACUCACUCGCAUGCACUUUCACAGACACAAAAAUACACACCUCAUGCAUACAUCUACACAAAGACACACGCACACACCACAUGCAUACAUCACAAAGACACACACACACACACACACUGCACGUAUAAACAACACAUGAACACAUUCACCAUUAGGAAUUUCAACGUACACUGGAAGAAAUGCAAGUAGACGUGCAUACACUAGGGGUAGCCACAAAACCAGAAACACUGACACAAAAAUGUACCUAACUCAUCCAGUGGCAGAAUUCUGCAAAGUAAAAGAAAAAAAAAAGUUUGUACGCAUUUUUCCUGUAAUGUAACUGAAUGCAGGGACUGUUCUAGAAAAAGUACAAGGCCUUCUUUCACAAAUGAAGAUUUCAAACUGCUUAGACUUGAACAUUUGGAAAGUCCAAGUCCGUUAGCCUGAGGCACUUAAUGGAACUUGAUCCCUUCAGCUGGAGACUUACUUAUUUGAGUUACACAUGCACAUCCAAAUCCAGAAAAGCCUUGAAAACAGAUAGUCAUUGUAACAGUGUUAAAGAACAUCGUAUGUGAUGUAGGGCAACAUGCAAUUUUGUUUUGUUUUUCUUUCUCUUAUUUUUUUUUUCUUUUUAUUUUUUUUUUUAAGUCCCUUCAGGACACUGAAUCAAAACACAUGCAAAUACACUGCUCAAAUCCACAUUAGACAAACCAUGUAUUAUUGUGAUUGUUCCUUAUUUGUUGUUGUUGUUGUUGUUGUUGUUGCUUCAUUUUGGGCGGUGAACACCCAGUAUCGUCACUGCUCAGGUCAAGUCCCAACUUCCUACUGUUUUUAUUUCCUCUCUGUUUAUUUCAAUCAUCUUAGUUGUCAUCGUUGGUCAUCGUCACCAUUAAUAUAGUUAUUCUUUUUUUUUUUUUGACUUAUUAUUAUUAUUAUAUUGGUUGGCUGUUUGAGGCAUUUUCUGUAGGUGGCCAGGUACUGUGUCGAGGACACUGCGUUGUGAAUGAGUGAGAGCGUGCGUGCGUGUGGGAGGGUGAGACCAAAUGCAUAGACUGUGUCUGUGUAUGUGUGCAUGGGAGUGAGACUUUUUUUCUAAUGUGUGUUUGCGCAAAAAAAAAAAAAACCCAUCACUUUCGUCUCCUUGAAUGUUUGUCUGUGAAGCUGCUUUACAGAAUGUCUGUAUUGUUCAGUGUGCUCUGUACGCUAUGUGCUGGUUGUGUGCUCAUGAACAUUGGCACUAAUAUUGUUGUUUUUCAUUUUAAAGUGUUUUUUAGGGUACUCUGUGUAGUCUUUUUUUAUUGGCCGACCUGCAAUAAUGAUUGAAAGAACCCUUUUUUUCAGAUCCACCCGUCAGAAGGCAUAUGCAUCUCGAAAGACCAUGCCAAAUCUUACUAGACUGAGCAGCGCAGCAAAGAUAUUUACAGAUGCCUAAGAACUGUUGUAAUAUUUGUGUGUUAUGUUGUUGUUUAUCGUUUUAAGUUAAGAGACUUUUAACACUCCUUCAAGUGUUUUGAUUUGAGAUUUUACAAAGAGAAACUUUAUUUAAGAAAAAAAACAAAACAAAACAGAUUUAAGAGGUAUAAUAAAUAUGAAAGUAUUGGCAAAGA
Engraulis encrasicolus (European anchovy) is the source of this 8616-nucleotide messenger RNA. RefSeq names its product trinucleotide repeat-containing gene 6B protein-like. Gene Ontology annotation, molecular function: nucleic acid binding. The transcript is spliced from 23 exons. NCBI's taxonomy places the organism in Eukaryota, Metazoa, Chordata, Actinopteri, Clupeiformes, Engraulidae. The coding region runs from base 318 to 6821 and encodes 2167 amino acids. Gene Ontology annotation, cellular component: P-body; nucleoplasm. The record is from RefSeq and is a predicted model, not a curated record. Gene Ontology annotation, biological process: positive regulation of nuclear-transcribed mRNA poly(A) tail shortening; miRNA-mediated post-transcriptional gene silencing.